GAAAAAAGGCUUGCCCCUUGCAAAAGAGGACACGAGAAUGAAUGAUGAUGACUGAAAAAGCCUUACACCAAAACCCACCAGUCCUCGUCACUCUUCUGCUCUUUGAUUCAUCCGCUCUUAUUUUAUUUUUUCCCUUUCUGAAGUAAAAGGUUUCGUUUACUCCUGCUAGCUUCUGGGUUCUGUUUAGAUCUGCGCCAAAUUCAUUUUCCCAUCACCAUUCAAUCUUUCUUCUGUCUGGCUAAAUGCAUCGAAGAAGACCUGUUUUGUGAUGGCAGCAGCUGAAGCUAGAGCUCUGUGGCAGAGAACUGCUAAUCGUUGUUUUGUCCAGGAAGAUGCCAAAAGAGCUCCCAAGUUAGCCUGCUGCCAAUCAUCAGCUACAUCAUCCAAACAGUCUGAUUCUGGCCCCACAGGUGUGGCAGAUGCUUCAGAUCAUCCUGUGGUGGGUAUCAUGCCUCUCAAUUGGAACCCUUCCCAUGCCAAUCUUCCACCUGACACAAAGUGGUGGCUUCAAUCACAACCUUGCUAUGGGUACCAUAAGGGCUUAACGCAUGAUGAGUUAAUUGCAUUCGAGAGUGAAAUAGAAAGAUCAAAAGCUGGCAUUGCAGACCCGUCAUCUAUAGAGAGAAGAGAAAACCCACCACAUAACAUAGAUGCUGCUGGUGUUGACAGAAUAAAGUUCAAUGACUUUCCUCUUGAUGUGCAGUACGUAGCCUCUUCCAUUGAAACAGAUAGAGACAUUGCAGUUAGAAAGCAAGAGUUCAAGUGUUUCUCUAGUAAGACCACCCAAGAAUUUCUUGAAUUAACAGACACAGGGAAGAACUGUGAAUUGGAGAUGGAACCAGUAGAGUUCCCAGUUUCCAAAAACCCCCAUGAAUCCUCCUUUGAUCCAGAAUCUCCCUGGGUUGGGGGUUACAAGACUGAGCCAUGGUGGCGCACAACAGAUAAAGAUGAACUCGCCUCCUUGGUUGCACAGAAGUCCCUAGACCAUAUUGAGAAUUGUGACCUUCCCCCACCCCAGAAGAUGCACUCUAGGAGAUAUCAACAUGCUUCUUCUGAAUGUUUUGAAUGUGAUGAAGCUUCAUCUUUAGAUUGGAAGGCUCAGACUGGUUGCAUCACUAGUCCAAUGGUUAAUGCCUUGGUCUCUCCAGAUUCUUCAGGUUUACAAACAAGACAGAGGGCAUCAGUUGAAGUAGGAAAUGCACAUGCACAGGGUUUUUCUGACAGAUCCUCAAGCACAACCCAGAAGGAUAUUUUGGAAACACAGGUGGUUGGGAUUGAUCCUACCAAGUCUCAGCUAUUAGAAGCACUCUGCCACUCACAAACGCGUGCAAGAGAAGCUGAGAAUGCAGCAAAGCAAGCACAUGCUGAGAAAGAGCAUGUCAUCCAGCUCUUCUUUAGACAAGCCUCACAGCUCUUUGCCUAUAAGCAGUGGCUCCAAAUCCUACAGUUAGAAGCCUUUUACUUCCAUAUCAAGCACAAUGAGCAGCCAAUAUCCACUUUCUUCCCUGCAGUCCUUCCAUGGGUGCCUUACAAAGGUAAGGUAUUGCGGAAGAGCUGCCAAAAGGGUAAACAAAGGAAGCAAGUGCGACCUAGACCGGACAUAACCAAGUACACCGUUGCCUUUGCAUUGGGGUUGAGUCUUGUUGGUGCAGGAUUGCUGCUGGGAUGGACUGUGGGGUGGAUGUUGCCUUUCUAGACUACAAUUUGUGGGUUGAAUGAAACUCCAAGCUGCCGUGAAGAUUCAUUUAUGUUGGAAAUGGUUGAAUUAAAUUCAUUUUCUAUAUGAAUGUGAAAAUUUUAUUCAUCUUUCUACACCCUGUAUCGAAUUUAGCCUGUUGAUAGUUUGUUGUUCUCGGAAGCUGUGUGGUUAGUGUACAAAUGAAUGAUAUGAUGGGGUUUUGUGUAUAUGUAUUUGGUUGAAAAUGUGGUGAGAACAAACCAAUAAUAUCUCAUUGAAUUC
Rubroshorea leprosula is the source of this 1960-nucleotide messenger RNA. The record is from the annotation of a GenBank genome assembly. Lineage: Eukaryota; Viridiplantae; Streptophyta; Magnoliopsida; Malvales; Dipterocarpaceae.